Molecule: messenger RNA, 1755 nt
Organism: Heterostelium album PN500
Lineage: Eukaryota; Evosea; Eumycetozoa; Acytosteliales; Acytosteliaceae
Exons: 1
Coding region: 1-1755 (584 amino acids)
Biological process (GO): mRNA splicing, via spliceosome
Cellular component (GO): spliceosomal complex
Molecular function (GO): nucleic acid binding
Source: RefSeq, a predicted model, not a curated record
AUGAAUGUUGUUAAUAUUGUAAAGAAUAAUGAUAAUGAUUAUAAAAAUCAUGAAGAAAAAGAUAAAGAAGAAAGCAAUAGUGAUGAUAAUCUAAAUGGUAAAUCAAAGAGUACUAUUAGUUUUUCAUUUAAAAGCAAUAGUAGCAGUAUUAAUAGUAAUAGUAGUAAUAAUAAUAAUAGUAGCAAUCAAAAAAGAAAAGAACCAGAAAAGAAACAAGAAAACUUUAUUACAUCACUUGAAGGUACAAAGAUUACCUCUAGCAUAUCAGAUGAAAAACCUUUACCGAAACCACCGAAAGUAAUACCAUUAUCAGAACAAAGACAUAUAAAUAGUAUAACUGAAAUAGAAACAUCAAUAUCAACAACAAUAUCGACAACAACAUCGACAAGUAAAUCAACAAAUACAUUUGAAAAUAUAAUUAAAACAGAAAGAGAAGAAAAAGAUAAAUUUAAAAGAUUGAAAUCUGAUAAUAAUAGUAGUAGUGAUAAAAAUGAAGAUGAUAAUAGUAAUACUUUUAAACCAAAACAACAUGGAUUACAAAUAAUAAAACAAAAGGAUAAGAACAAACAAAAAGAUGAUAAUAAUAGUAGUGGUAGUAAUAGACAAGAGAUAAAAUCAUUGAUUGGAAAUAAGAAGAAUGAUGAUCAUAAGGAUGUGGAGAUGAAUCAAGUAGUAAAGGUUAGACCAUUGAUUGAAAAGUUGGAUGGUCUGGAUCGAUUCGAUAACGACGAUGAUAAGUUUAAGUUUGAUGUUGAAUCUCGACCGGAGGAAGCGGACAAUGAAGAUUACGAGGAGACACCGAUCGAGGUGUUUGGCGAAGCGAUGCUCCGUGGCAUGGGAUGGCAACCCGGUCAAGCAAUAGGUCUAACCAACAAGGGUCUGAAUGAACCGAUUCAGUUUGUUAAGCGACCGGGUUACCGAUUGGGACUUGGUGCGCAACCGAAGGAUGUAGACGACAAAGACAAACGCUAUCUGGUUGCACAGAAAGGUGAAGACGGUAAAGUUAGACACAUGGUAGGGAUCUCUGAGAAGCUGGUACCGAUGAACAAGAGUGGUUCACAAUCAUACAACGUAGGUGAAAGAGUAUUAGUAAUCAGUGGGCAACACGAAGGAAUGUACGCAGAGAUUGAUUCCAUCCCCAAAGAUUCCGACGACAAGCUAGUUAUCAUAUUCAAAUCAAAUGAACGUGCAGUCAUUAACAAAGUAGAUAUACAACUAAUUGAAAAGACAUCAAAUUCAAACUCAACAUCAUCAUCAUCAUCAUCAUCUAAACAACAACAACAACAACCUGUUAAAUCAAUAAGUAAAAGUAGUAGUAGUAGUAGUAAUAGUAAUAAUAGUAAAAGCAGUAGUAGUAGGGUUGACGAUGAACCAAUGUGGUUAAGAAAUAAUGUGUUGGUAAAGAUAGUUAGUAAGAGUUUGGCGGAUGGAAAGUAUUAUAAUAAGAAAGCAAAGGUGAUAGAUAUUGUUGGUGAGAAGUUAUGUUGUUUGGAGUUAUUGGAUAGUGGUGUGGUGCUAGAGAAUAUUAAACAAAGAAUGUUGGAAACAGCUAUUCCAAGAGAAAAAGGUGCUUCCGUUUGUGUUGUACAAGGUAAACAUCGUGGUCGUCUAGGUUCACUCGUAGAAAGAACUACCAAUUCUAAACGUAGAGAAGUCGCUAUCAUUCAACUGAUAGGCGAUCUAUCGGUACAGGAAUUCGAUUUAGAUGAUAUCUGUCAGUUCAUCGGUAAUAGAGAUAGUGAAUAUCAUACUUAA